UCCGAAAUUCCAAUACACACUUCCCCUCUCUCCGAUCGAAAUCCACUACGGUCUACAACCCGUUGAUUUUUCCUGCAGCGAACUGUAGUAACAACAGUAAUAACCAUCGUAAAACACUUCACAGUUGUGCGUGUAUGCCGUGUCCGGGCGUAUUGGUUUUCCGGGGACGAGAUUCGGGAAAUCGUCGGUGCUUGUAGGCCGUCGGCUGCGUAGGGGUAAUCCGUAUAGAUAUUGAUGUCGUCCAACGACCGUUUAUUGUAAUAAUGCUCACAACAAUCGAAAACGGCGUCGCCCAACACCAUCCAUCAUCAAUCGUCAACAGUAUCAGAAAGCGCCAAUGGAACUUGGUACCCUCUUGAUCUAUUAGGCGGACUCGUUUUGAUUAUGGUCCUCUAACAAUAAGUAAUAAGUAUAACAGUGCUUCCCAAGUGUUUUUUUUUUUUUACUCGUUAGUCGUUUUAGUUUUGUUAGUUUUUCUGUUUUCUUUUUUACACAGUUGAUUUUUAUAUUUUAAUAACAAGGUUGUGAUAUAAUAUAGUAAAUAUGUGUCGGUAAAGUAAUGUCGGUGCGAUUGUCAAGCGGGUGUUUGCCCGCAAACGGUGAAAAACCGCCACCGUCACAGUCGUCCGAUAUGGUUGAAGCUAAUGGUGGCCAACAGGUCAAUCAACAACAACAGCCUCAACAAACCCGGAGCAACAGUAUGGAUUAUUUAAAUUUCGAAGAGAAAAGGCAAAUCAUAGCCUCGUCUCUAUCGCUGACGGAUUUUUUGCACACUAGUGGAACAGCUACUACGCCUACAUCACCUUCCACUGGCAAGUUUAUUAUUGCUAAAAAGCAAAAUGGUACAACUCUUAGAACGAAUAGUUUGGGUUCGGGCACGCGUACCAGUCCUCUUCAGUUGGAUCGAAAACAACCGAGCAAGUUUUCUGCUUUAGGUAAACUUUUCAAACCGUGGAAAUGGAAAAGGAAAAAAAAAUCGGAAAAGUUUGAAGCGGCAUCUAGAAAUUUAGAAAGAAAAAUCUCGGUUAGGGCUAAUCGAGAUGAAUUAAUUCAAAAAGGAAUUCUGUAUUUAGAUAGUCCGUUGGCUCAAACACAUUCGAUCUCCGAAACUGAUAAUUCACCUCAAAAUCAAACUUCAAGUGGCACAACUACUUGCGUUACCGUCACUCCCACUAUUGGUUCUUCACUCCUUUUUCAACAGCACCAAAACAGAUACUCUAAUCAUGUAAUGAGUGAUCUGAACAAAGACAACAAGACUGAAACGGUACAAAGCCAUUACGAUUCGACAGACGUGAGUUACGAACAGCAGCAACAGCAAUCACAUGUUGUCGAACAGCCUAGCAGCUCGAAGCCUGAACGGCCUAAUUCGCUAACCGGGCCCGGUGGUACGCUGACCAGACGUCUGUUCUGCUACCAUUCGAACACCAUAGCCAAUCAAUCUUUACUAGCGGCAUCAAGCCAGUCGCCGACUAGGCCUCCCAAUUCGCUUUUACCGUCAGGUUGUGAAUCCCCCAAACUUAAUUGUGAUAGAGCGUCGUCGAUGAUUAUCACCGGACAAAAUAUGUCUCAGAUGAGCGGCGGCGUGCGAACCGGCUACUAUCAUUCCAGUCCGAGAACGAUGUACAAUCAUUCUGGACAUCCAUCGUCGUUAAUGCUUUCCGAACUACCUGAACCACCUAUUCCCGUGUCGGAAGUUGGUCCCAUUCCCCCGCCGCCAAUGUUUAGUUCACCAGCUCAACAAUCGUAUUUAUAUCAACAUAAUAACGAUCGUCAAAAUCAUCACCAUCAUUCUAAUGAUAAAAAUGACGACGACGAUAUGGAGAUGGUGACCAAUGAGGAAGAUUACGACGACGAUGAUUACGAUGAAGAAGAAGAAGACGAUGAGGACGACGAAGAAGAAGUCGAUGACGAAGACGAUUCAAACGGUUUCAGGACUCGCAAUCGCCAUAGCUACCCUAGCCGCGUUGAACAGAUACCAGCCAAAGAGCCCGCGUUCAACGCACAACCGCUGAAAUCAGCACUGAAAAAACCAUCGACUCCCAACCAAAACCCACAAGAGUCAUCGCAGACAAAAAGGGCUCCGCUUAAACCUAGGAUACGUUUUUGCGGGGCCAAUCGCCCGGUAGUGUUUGGGAUAUCGCUACCUUGUUCUUUACAAGAGAACAAAGAAAACGCCAGGCCCAGCGAGUCUAGCGACGAUGACAGUUCGGGUGACGGGCCUAUAUUAUACCGGGACGACAAUAUAGGCAGCAAUCGGUUGGCUGAAAAAAUUGCGAGAAAAGAUAGUUUAGCUAUAAAGUUGGCCUUACGUCCUGAUCGACAAGAGCUGAUAAAUCGGAAUAUUCUUCAAGUUCAAAGCGAUAAAGAACGAUUAGAAACUAAAGAAGUGAUUGGUGCUCGCCUAACAAGACGAUUGAGCAUGAGACCAACACAAGAAGAACUCGAAGAAAGAAACAUAUUGAAAAAACAAACAGCAGCGGAGGAAAAAAAAUUAAAAGAAGAAAAAAAACGAAUGUUGUUGAGAAAACUGAGUUUUAGGCCUACGGUUGACGAGUUGAAAGAGAAAAAAAUUAUCAGAUUCAACGAUUAUAUAGAAGUGACGCAGGCGCACGACUACGACCGACGAGCAGACAAACCGUGGACGCGAUUAACAACCAAAGACAAAGCAGCUAUACGAAAAGAACUCAACGAAUUCAAAAGUUCAGAAAUGGAAGUUCAUCAAGAAAGCAAACAUCUCACGAGAUUUCAUCGGCCAUAAAUCAUCAUCGCAUUGUUGUUUUUUUUUUACUUUAUGUAUACAUAUAAUUACAAAAAAUUUAGCGGACAUACUCUUUGAAUUUUUUUUUUUUUAUAGAAUAAAAAUAGAUGCAAGUUAUGUAAUUCCAAACGGGAAAACAUACAUUUAAACUUGAAAUGGUAAUUAUUAAAAAAAUUAAUCCGCAUAAAAACGAUCAGACAACUUUUUUUACUUCGGCCAGACUAGUAAACAUAAUAUAAUUAACAUUAUAAAUUACCAUAUAUAUAUAUAUACAUAAAAAAAAAUUUAGGUUAUCCGUAUUUUGACAUAAAGCUUGUGUCCGUCCACAUAUAUUAGCUAUUUGUGCAAUAUAUAUACAUACAUAUAUAUAUAUAUAUAUAUAUAUAUAAUACGCAAUAAAUGUAAUUAAAAAAAUUCUAUAUUAAAAUUAUUACUUCUGCAGCUUUUACAUUCCCCAUUUAUUUUGUCCUACCCCACCUUCUUUUUUUUUAUAUUAUUUUUAUUAUGUAAUCGUUUUAUGUCCUUUUUUUUGUUAAAUCAUCGAGUUUAAAAUGUGAAAAAGUAACUCGUUUAUCGUCAUAAUUAAUAAUUAUCUUAUACCACAUUUGAAAAUAAAAGCUCAUUGUUUUGUUUGUUUUUUUUUUAAUC
This is a messenger RNA of Adelges cooleyi (spruce gall adelgid), 3406 nucleotides long. Its product is annotated as phosphatase and actin regulator 4B-like. Lineage: Eukaryota; Metazoa; Arthropoda; Insecta; Hemiptera; Adelgidae. The coding region runs from base 560 to 2758 and encodes 732 amino acids. The transcript is spliced from 14 exons. Gene Ontology annotation, molecular function: actin binding. The record is from RefSeq and is a predicted model, not a curated record. Gene Ontology annotation, biological process: actin cytoskeleton organization.